AUGUGUUUAUGUUUGUCUUUGGAUAAAAAGAAUCGUAAGCGAUGUAAUUCUACUUCCGGCAUAUCUUCGUCUAGAAAAAUACUACGUAUUGGAGGUGAUGCUACUAAUAACGAAGAAAUUAUCACAUCUUGGCUUUGUGAAUCAGAUGAAUCAUCGGCGGAUGAAAAUGAUUACAUUCAGUCGGACCGCGAUGAUUAUUCAGAAGAGGAGUAUUGUGAUGAUGGAGAGGCCGCUGGUGGAGCUUCGGACCCUGACUCUUCUGAAGAUGGUAUGCCUUUGUCACAUUUUUCCCGCCAUAUUGAUUCUGAAAAAAGGCAAACUGGCGUCCAGGUAAGCGAUUCUCAAGUAAAUACAGUUGCCGAGGGUAAUGUAUCGCAAUCUCGCAGAAAGUACUACUACGAAAAAAACGCUGCAUGA
Messenger RNA from Parnassius apollo (apollo), 417 nucleotides. The record is from the annotation of a GenBank genome assembly. NCBI's taxonomy places the organism in Eukaryota, Metazoa, Arthropoda, Insecta, Lepidoptera, Papilionidae.